AUGUUCUCAGCUUCCAGGCUCUUCCGCCGACGGGGCGCGGAUCGUGACCCCGCUGCCGAGUCCCACGUCUCAUACGAAGUGCCACUGUACACAAAUGCAGCGUACUAUCCGAAUUGGAGAAUCUAUCGAAAGGAACCUCCUUCAUCUUUGCGCUUGGGAUUUAUCUCACAUGUGUUCUACGCAUUUGCCUGGGUGAAAGAUGACGGAACUGUCUAUCUGAGCGAUGAGUGGGCUGAUACCCAGAUGCCCGUUGACGGCGCAGAAGGUUGUCUUAGAGCUUUCGUCCAAUUGAAGCAACAGUACUCUAAGAUGAGGGUCAUCCUCUCUGUUGGUGGUGGCGGAAAAGGCAGUGAGAACUUCGCCGCUGUAGCCAGCAGCCAUUCUCGGGUGGACACUUUCGUUCGCACCGCGCGGGAACUGGUGGAUCAAUUUGGAAUUGAUGGAAUUGACAGUAAGGCCGCGUAUCUUUUUGAUUCUGAGACAAGUCGGAUGCACAUGACUAACUUCAUCUGCUAUGCAGUCGACUGGGAGCACCCCUCUGAUUCCAAGCAAGGAAAGGAUUAUGUUCGUCUCCUCGCACGUCUACGGGAAGUGCUACCCGCUCCGCGUUACGUCCUUACCACCGCCCUCCCUGCUGGCCAGUGGGCAUUGCGAAACAUUGACCUUGCUGCCGCACAAAAACAUCUUGACAUGAUCAACCUCAUGGCGUACGAUUUCGCUGGACCAUGGGAAUCCGAGACGGGCCAUCAGGCGCAGCUUUAUGGCUCAGGCAUAUCUGGUGAUUCGGCGGUUUCUUACGUUAUAGGGCAAGGAGUGCCCCCUAGAAAGAUCAUUUUGGGUGUCCCAGUUUACGGACGAUCCUUCUUGGGUAGCAACGGUCCUGGUCAGCGGUAUACUGGACACGGUGGUGAGGAUGGUGUUUUUGACUAUCGCGACCUGCCCCGACCGGGGACACAGGAGUAUUAUGAUAGGAACAUCGGUGCGUCAUUCUGUGUUGGAGCUGAUGGCGGUUUCGUCACAUACGAUACCCCAGAAACAGUAAAACAGAAGGCGGAAUUUGUGACCUCGUCGAAACUGGGUGGCCUGUUUUACUGGCAUGUCUGCUCCGAUGCCCGAGGACCGCGUAGCUUGGUUGAGACGGGAUACAACACGAUGCACGAGAUGUGA
Molecule: messenger RNA, 1167 nt
Organism: Penicillium psychrosexuale
Lineage: Eukaryota; Fungi; Ascomycota; Eurotiomycetes; Eurotiales; Aspergillaceae
Product: glycoside hydrolase family 18 protein
Exons: 3
Coding region: 1-1167 (388 amino acids)
Biological process (GO): carbohydrate metabolic process; chitin catabolic process
Cellular component (GO): extracellular region
Molecular function (GO): chitin binding; chitinase activity
Source: RefSeq, a predicted model, not a curated record